Molecule: messenger RNA, 9153 nt
Organism: Microplitis mediator
Lineage: Eukaryota; Metazoa; Arthropoda; Insecta; Hymenoptera; Braconidae
Gene: DEF8
Product: differentially expressed in FDCP 8 homolog
Exons: 7
Coding region: 213-1664 (483 amino acids)
Source: RefSeq, a predicted model, not a curated record
CAACAUAAAUAAAAAUACACACGAACAGCUGAUGGCUGAAUCACGUCAAGUUUACCACGUUUUUAUAACUGCGAUUAAUUGUGACAAGUUAUCUGAUCAAAUUAGUAAUGGAUAAAGUAAAAAAAUUGUCAAAUAAUAAAUUAUAAAUUUUUAUUUUUAAUCAUAAAUAUAUACAUCCAUCCAUACAUGUAUAUAUUUUUUAUAAACAUAUAAUGGCGGAAUCGGAAAUAAAUACGAGCAAUAACAUAGACUUCAAUUACGACAGCAAUAGUAGAAUAAGAGCAAAUAGUUCAGAUACUGAAUCUACACCAUCGUCUUCUGUAUCUGAUUGUAUUACAAAUAAUACUGAUGAUAAUUCUGAGGAUAAAAUUUCCGUACCAUUCAGUUUGAAAUCAGUCGAGUCUUUGCUGUCUUUGUCUAAGACGGCAACACUCGAUGACUUGAAUGAAAUGAUUGAAAAGUGUAAGCAAAUGAUAUUAGACAGCCAAGAAUGUACUGACGAACGUAAAUGGCUCGUGAGGCGGCUAAUUGAAUUGAGAUUACGCGCUCAAGAACUACGCGAAUCGUCGGAUUUGAAUUUAUUUGAAACUCAAGUAAUUUUAGGGCAUCAUUUAGUGCCGCAAAAGUAUCAAAUCCCUACUACUGGGCCUCUAUACUGCGAUCAUUGCAGUGGCGCUAUUUGGAUGAUGUUACAGUCAUGGUACUCAUGUAAUGAUUGUGGAUUUUCAUGUCAUUGGAAAUGCAUUACUGAUAUAAGACGUGUUUGUGCCCAUGUAUUAGCGAGUGAAGCUGGUGGUUAUGUUUUCACCAAAGAAAUUUGCCCUGAAAAAGGUCUUUCUGCACAAGGAUAUAAAUGUGCUGAGUGUCAUACACGUCUAACAUUUACUGCCAUAAAAGGAUUGUCGCUACUUUGUUUUGGUAGUCCUUUCAAACAACCAGAAUCCGUAUGGGUGGAACCUCGACUUUGUGACUAUACAGGAUUGUAUUAUUGUCAACGCUGUCAUUGGAAUACUAUGGCUGUAAUACCAGCACGGGUAAUUAGAAAUUGGGAUAUGGAACCAAAACGAGUCAGCAGAUCAGCCGCACAACUUUUACAUCUACUAAAUGAACGUCCUGUUCUUUUAUUAGAGCAACUGAAUCCUAAAUUAUUUGAGUUAGUGCCCGAUUUGUCACUCAUUAAAAGGUUACGUGAAGAAUUACAGAUGAUGAAAAAAUAUUUAGUAUUUUGUCAGGAGGCUGAUGUACGAGGAUUACCAUGGCGUACUGGAUUACGUACGCAUAUGAUUGAAAAUUCAGGUAAUUAUUCGAUAAAAGAUCUUGUUGAUUUUCAAAAUGGAAUAUUAAUGGAAGAAAUUCGCACGGCUUGUGAUUUGAUGCGUGAACAUAUUACAGAAUCAUGUGAAUUGUGCCGAGCUCGUGGUCAUUUGUGUGAAAUUUGCGGUAAUGAUGAAGUAAUAUUUCCAUGGGACCCAAGUGCUAUUUCAUGCCAACAAUGCAAUGCAGUUCAUCAUCGUGUUUGCUGGUCCAAAAGAAAUCAUCGUUGCCCGAAGUGUGCGCGUAUUGAAAAAAGACGCUCAACUAAUGACGAUCAAAUCAAUGAAGAUGUCAAUGAUAAUAAUGAUGAUGGUGACAAUUUACUGACAACAAAUGACUCAGUGCGUUAGAUUUAUGCAUAGAAACUGCAAUAAUAUUUUUGGGUUGGAAAAUAACGAAUUGUCAUCUCUUCAGAUACUCGCAGGGUAUGGAAGUGGGGUAAAAACUGACAUACCGAAUUGUAGAUAAAUUUAUAGUAAUAGGAGUAAUAAUUAAAUAUAAUUGUACAUACAUGAAAAUAAUUGUUUUUAUGGUAAUUAAGAGGGCAUUGGUUGAUGGUACUAAAAGAAAUCAUGUUUUUUUAAUUAUUUUUACACUAAAAAAAAAACAAAUUUAAGUAAUUUUCUUUCUUGUUUCCAUAAAUACUCAAAAUGAGUAAUUUUUUUGUAAAAUGAAAUUGAUAGUUCUUAUUUUAAAAAAACUACUGGCUCACUUUAGUAAUAAAUUUUUAGAAGCCUCAAUAACUUAAGGCAAGCAAACAUUUUAUCAAUUUAGUUGAUACCUUCUUAAAUUAAUUACAAUCAAAAAUUUCAAUGAAGUAAUAAUUUGAUUAACCCUCCGCCCGUCACGUGGUCUCGCCACCUUUCGUUCAUCGCGCCGCGGCGUUCCGCCGCCAUGUAUUUAAUUUCGGCCUAAAAAUCUGUCUAUCGGUUGACUCUGCGGGCCAGCCCUAAAACUUUCUCAUGUUUUCGAGCUUCUCGAGAAGCUCGAAAACAUUGUUGUGAAUACAUUUUCGAGCUCGAAAAUACUUUUGUAUGCCAUUGUUUUCGAAAAAAACCGUUUUUUAGCAUUUCUUUCUCCCACGAUAUCUCGCGAUCGAAUAAACCGAUUUCGAUGGUUAAGGCGACAAUUGACGUAUUUUAUUGAGUUCUAGAGCUGGUCAGAUAUUGGAAUUGAUUUAUCUGGUCGUUUUUGAGAUUUUUCAAAAAAACUGAAAGAAAAAAUUUUUUCUAUUUCUUUCGUCAACGGUUUUUCUUGAAAAAAUGAACCGAUUUUGAUGGUUAAGGUGGCAUUCGACGAGGCUUAUAAAGUUUUAGAGCCCAGAUGAUUUUGGAAUCAAUCCAUCGAGCACAUUACAAGUUAUCCAAAAAAAACAGUUUUGAAAAAAUUUUAGUUUUGGAAUAUCUCUGAACGAGCCCUACCGAUCAAGCUCAAUUUUUCACAGCUUUUAGAUAUUGAAAAGCCGAGUCGAAUGCCACCUUGACGAUCAAAAUCGGUUCCUUGAAACGUCAAGAUCUCUUAGAAAUUCGAUUUUCGAAAAUCAGACCGAAACCAAUAACUUCCCGAAUUUUUGAAAAGUUCUAAUUUUCUUAGCGGGAAGUUAAAAAAAAUGCACGCAGAUGAAGGAAUUAUUGAGAAUCACUGGGUGCUCGGGAAAAGAAUAUGUGGCGCCGUAAUAAUAAACUAGUAUCAAUGUCGAUAAGAAUAUGAAUAUCAGAAGGCUCUGUAGUUCUUUCCAAAAAAAAUAGAUGGCUGGUACUGUACUCCUGACUUUUGAAAUCUCGAUAAUCAGAUAGAUAUAAGCCUGUAUAUAUUCGAACAUGUAGAUUUAAAUAAUGAAAAAGAAAAAAAUAAUAAAUACAUAAAAUAAAAAAGUAAAUUAGUAAUUAUUUUUAGAUUGUAGUUAGAUAUAAAGCAUGCAAUUAAAUCGUACAGGUACAUCUUAUUUAAACAGCGCUGGUCUGAUUACCUGGAAAUUUUUAUUGCAUAAAUAGCCUGAAUUUAAUUCGUACAUGUACAUUUGAGUUAAUAGACGGCUCUUAUCUAAUUAUCUACCAUUUUCUAUUGAUAAAAUAGAUACCAAUUAAUUCGUACAUGUACAUUUAUUCGAUAGACACCUCUUGUCUGAUUACCUGAUACUUUUUGUUAGAAAUGUAGCCUUAAAUCAAUAACUGCAUGUACAUUUAAUUUAUAGACAGCUCCUUUCUAAUUACCUUGUAUUCUUUAUUGGAUAGAUUGCUAUUUAUUAGUUCGUACAUGUUUAUUUAUUUGAUAGAUAUAGCACUCGUCUAAUCACCAGGUCAUUUGUUGUUGUAUUCAUUUCUAUCAAUUAGUUCCUACUUGUACAUUGUAACGGGUAUAAUUGGGAAUUUAUUAUAAAUAUAUAAAAGAGUAAUUAAUUAAAUGAUUAGUGUCAGAGAAGACGUCAAGUCAGUUUUGUAUGUCACCAGAAACUCAGAAGUUAGACGACACAGAAAUAUGUAUUGAAGAAAAUUAGUGAUUAAAAGUAUGAUCGAUUCAAUCAACAAAAGAAGUAAUUGUUAAUCACUAAACUCUGAAUGUAUAAAUUAUUCAACUACCCCUUUUUGCUCGGUUUAGCUCGCCGGAGUCCAGGGUUCAAAAGGGGUUUUUAAUUUAUAGACAGUGUUAAUUACCCCUCCCGGGUGCUUCAGGGGAGUCUGGUCGACUACCCCGUCGGCCCUAUACGAAGUCCCGUCCCAGAGGGUAAGCGGAUGGUCUCCGUCUAACCCCCACCUACGCGGUUAGUUUCACCUACCGUACCUCAGCAGAAGGCCUUAGUACGGGGACACCGAAUCUCCACGAGAAUAAAAAUUUCGCUUACCUUGGUCCGGUCGGACGUGGGGUAGGCGAAGUUCCAGAUUUUGUCCAGGGAAUGGUCUUCCUCUAGAAAACGUCUCGGGAGACUGUUGCCUCUACGGGCUUAAAUGCGCGGUUUUAUCAUUAUAUCUAUCCGCUGUAGAGGUGAACGGGAAUAAAUUCCAUCGCCCUCUGUGGUUGACAUCGAGAGUAUAUUGUUUGUGAAAUUUUUCUAUUCAUUCAUUUCAUUAGCGUUUGCAAUCUGGUUGCAUAUUCUGCCGCGGUUUCGGUUGAUCUUUGUACGCGGUUCUGGAUUUGUUCUUCCAGCUCUAGUUCGAGGCCUGGAGGCAGGUAAAAAGCUUUUAAAUCCGACACGAAGUCUUCCCAAGAAACCCAAUCUCUCUUGUUAUUCCUGUACCAAAGGAGAGCUUUUUCCCGGAGCAAAAUCGGGAUGCAUGGCACUUGGUUGACAUCGAAAGUAUAUUGUUUGUGAAAUUUUUCUAAGUCCCGAGUUACAAAAUCAAAGGAAAUCGAGCAAAAAUAAUUUUAUCAAAUGUAAAACUGAAUUUAAAAGAAAAGAAUUCGUUUAAGCUGUUAAGUAAAUACUAAGUCCCGAGAACUUAGCCUUGCAAGCGACGGUAAUCCGUGCGGACGGAUAGAAAAUGAAAGAAUGAACGAUUGAAAUAUUAGAGUUUAUUUUAAUUUCAACUAAUAUUUCUUGUAUUUCAGUUCAUUUUAUAAUUCUUUCAAUCUCUUGAAUCUUUUAAACGAUUCAUUUGAAAUCUCUAUAAGCGUUUUUAUUUUAUUUCUCUUGACUAGUUUUUAAGUAAUUAUAGUAACAAUAAGCAUAGUAACAUAUAAACGAUAAGUAGUCAUAGUAGUAAGAAUAUCAUCACAAAUUAUCACAAACGCGAGUCACUGGUGCCCUCAAUACUGGUCAUCUCCAUCCCACCAUCACACCCCUCCUACCUCAACAAGAAAAGGGGAUAGCCUGCUGUCCUCUUUUCUUCCAGCCUUUAUUCUUCCCGUUCCUGAAGUUUGGCUAGCAUGUCCCAGGCUAUCUUUCCCAUCGGCUCGAUCUUUGGUGCCCGUGAGAAUUUGCACCUUGUCACCUUGUACAGUCUCAAUGCCCCAUCGUAGGCCGUGAAUACGGCCCUUUUUUUAACGAUUUUCGGUUGGACCUCCGCCAGUGGUGUCAAGGACAACAAUAGUCUUUCCAGAGGUGUCAGUAUCGUUCUCGGUGGUUCGAAAAGAUCUCCCGGCAGUGACUCAAACUGGUCCGGGUACUCGGACAAUAGUGGUGCGUCGUCGUACUCGAGCCAGGCUGCUGUGGUUGCUUCCAGCUGGGGACUGUGUGCGCGUGGGCCCGGGUUGGUGACAACCACUCCUAUUUUUCUUCCAGGUUCAAUGGCGGCUCUCGGCUGCUCGAGGGUACUGCUGGUGGUCGGCUUCGGCACUGUCAUGGCCAACUGGGGACUGCGUGUACGUGGGCCCGGGUUGGCGGCAACUCUUUUCCCCUUUUUAGGUAUCCCGGAUCUCCUUAUGCCUGAUUUCUUGGCAACCGUGGUGGCUGGUUCCAACUGGGAGCCGUUCGUUGGAGAUGGGUCCAGGUUGGGCCACUUCCUGAGCUGGCUAUUUUCCCCGGCCCUCCGCUUCCGCUUGGGGAAACUGGUGGUUGCUCGAGCAGGCCAACCUUCGUUCGUGUCGGUCGGUGCCGUGGUUGGUGGCACUUCAAGCGGCUUUUCUGCCCCCUGGGGUGGUUCAGCUGCCAACUGGGGACUGCGUAUGCGUGGGCCCGGGUUGGUGGCUGUCACUGGCUUAGCGAGCCCCACUAAACUGGCGCUGGCCGGUCGGAUUAUGGGCCGUUUGGUCGGUCUUUUAAAUCCGGGCUUGGUCAGGUCGUAUGGCUCGACCCUUUUGACUAAACGUAGUCUGACCUCCUGGACUUCUCGCACGUGGACGCCGGGUGUUUUCCUGGCGUUGGUUGCUGUUUUUGCUGCGGUGGUAGGCGGGGGUGUGGUUGCUGUGGGGGUUGGCGUCAGGAUCAGUCUUCUUUUUUUUUAAAUUUCAGGUUCUUUGUGUUAUUUUUUAUUACACCGCCGCCUUCGACGUCAGAAACAUCGUCUUCAGUCUUGUCACCCUCCGUUUCAGUAGGUACAUUAUCAGUUUUUUCCGGACUUGGAUGAUUGUACCAUUCAACAUUCAACUCUUCAUCCUUUUUGGUUAUUUUAUUUUCUUUUUUCAUUUUUAAGCGCUUUUCGGACUCCACAGACACAUUGCUCCUAAAUUUUUUUAAACCGAAUUCAUUUUUCUCUCUUCCUCUUCUUCAUCGUAUUUUAUUCGUUGAUAUUUUCUAAUAAAAUUCUGCAUGUACGAUCUAAUUAAUAGCAAUUUAUUCAAUAGAAAUUAUCAGCUAAUUAAAUAAGAGCGGACUUUUGAAUAAUGUACAUGUACGAACUAAAUCAUCGCAAUUUAUUCGGUUGCAGGCGUCUUGAUUUCCAAGACAAAACAUCCCCAGACAAAAUAUCCCUAAAACCCCUAAGUCCUGUUUGGGGUUAAAAUUCUGAACAAGACUGAUGGUGUACGCAUAUGUAGAGACGAUGACAUGUUAGACGCCAUUUUUUGAUGUAAAACUGACACGUGUACACUUAAAUAUCUGCCUAAUAACUAGUCGAUAAUUAGUAGAUAUCGCAUAUUAAAAUGUGUAAUUUGCCGCGUCAAAUCACCAAAUUUAUAAUCUUUAUCAAGCUUAAAGUUUAAUAGACUCCGAACAAUAUUAGGUUUCAUCCCAGAUGUGAUGGUGGAAUCGUCAGUGAGGCACUUCCGACACAUCCUGCCUCAUACCUUACACUGAAGUUAUUGUCAUCCCAACAAGAGAAUGCACCUCGGGUGUCGUCGGUUUUUACUCCCACUCUGGGUGUUUUAUGUGUUAAAUGUUCUCCCACUUUUCUGUGCGCAUGCGCAAUUCAUAAAUGUUCGGUGGUGGGGGCAAUUUCCGAGGUGCAUUCUCUUACUGGGACCACUUUACCAAAAAAUUAUAAAUGGGUUGGACCUAUAACGCCACCGUCCAUCGUACGGUUUUAAAUAAAAUUAAUUAUUAAAUAUUUUUAAUUUUUGUUUAAUCUAUUACAAGAUGGUAAGUAACCGGCUACACGUAUGUAAAUAAACGCCAUCUGUGUGUACACGGCUGGACUUUCUCCCAUCCACAUGCCACGUCACCCACAAUACAUCUUUUUAAACCGUUUAGGAUAAUAAGUCAGGAACCAAUUGUCAAAGAGGAUCAAUUGUCCGGGGAUCAAAACGCAUGGAACCAUUUCUUCAAUAGAAAUUACCAUGUAAUUAGACAUAAGCCGUUUAUCGAAUGAAUGUACAUGUACGAACUGAAUAAUAGCAAUUUAUUCAAUAGAAAUUACCAGGUAACUAAAUAAGAGCUGACUUUUGAAUAAUGUACAUGUACGAACUAAUUGAUAUCAAUUUAUUCAAUAGAAAUUACCAUGUAAUUAUAGAAGAGCUGUAUAUAAGUUAAAUUAACAUGUACGAACUAAUCGUUGACUACUUAUUAAAUAGAAAGUACCAGGUAAUUAGACAUGAGAUUUUUAUUGAAUUAAAUGUACACGUUCGAAUUCAUUGUGGGCUUUAUAUGCAAUAAAAUUAUUAAAUUUUCGCUGUUGUAAUUUUUUUAUGGUAUUUAUAUUUACAAAUCUAGAGCUAGCUUGUUGUAGCCUUUUAUCGAAAUCGAAUUUGGAAUGUACAAUAGCAGCCAUCUAUUCGCUUUUGUAGAACUAUAUUUCGUACCAAUCGUAUUUUAUUCUAUCGACAUCGAUAUUAGUUUAUCGUGAUGGCGCCACAUAUUUUCUUCUGAGGUCCCAGUGGUUCUCAAUCAUUCCUUAUUUCGCUUGCAUUUUUUUUUUAGGUAAAAGUUCGCUCGCUCUGUUAAAUUGAACGUGCUGUUGCCAAAUGUCGAACCGUGACUUUUUGCGUUGUCCCAGUAUAAAAAAAUUGUUUUGUUUAAUAAAAAAAAUUGUUAACAAUUAUUUUAUAUAAAUAAAAUCAGUAAUAUUAAAUAACAAUUAAGUUGCAAAUAAAAUAAUGAAAGCAAAAACUAACCUGAAAAAUCACUUCCCUUUCAAUAGUUGUACCUAUUCCACAUACGGUAAAACAGGCUAAAAUAGUGACGGUAAAGAAGCUUGGAAACAGCGCACUUACUCGCACCGGGUGGCAGAGCGCCGCUUUCUCAUACUCGGUAUCGGAUAUUAAAAUUUGGAAAUAUUUUCCAAGCGUUUUUAUGCUUGUAAAUAGCGUUAAAAUUUUUAAAAUAGUCCAAAGAAAGAAUGAAUUUUUUUUCAAAGCUUCUAAUUCAAGCAAUUUUGAGAAAAAAAAUAAAAUGUAAAAAAGGCGGCGCCACGCUCAUUACGCGACCGACAAAGGGUUAAAACUCCACCGUCCAUCUUAUGGCUUUAUAUAAAAAUUAUUAUUGUAUAUUUAAAAAUUCAUUUCGGAAAAUUUGUAUUUUCAUCAAUUUUUUAACCUUUAGGUACAAGACGCGAAUAGGUAUCGCGAUAUGAUGUUAUAGAGUAAACACACAUGAUUAUGUGUGUUUUGUCUAUAACAUCAUAUAAGGCCAGCAAGUUCAAUCCGUCGUGAACUGAACACGCGGAAAAAGUUUAAUUAUAGAUAUUUAAAAUGUAAGCACAUGGAAUUUUAAAAAAUAUGUGGAACCUUUUUUAUGCAUGAUAACCAAAAAUAUUUUUCAAAAUAUUAUAUGUUAAUAAAAUAUGUUAUGUUUUUUUUAAAGUUUAUAAAUAUUUAAAUCAUUAUAUAUUCUUAUUGAUUAUAAUUUUGAGGGUCAAGAAUUUUAUGUUAAUAUUUGACAUUGAAUCUACAUCCUGUCUAGAUUAUUUUAUAUUUAAUAUGAACUUUAAAAAUUUAAUUUUUUUCUACAAUAUUUUUAGUUGUGAAUAUUUCCAAUAAAUUUUUUUUUAUUUUUUAAUUAUUUAUGAAUUAUAAGAAACUUUCAUGGAA